AAUUUUAGGUUAUGUUUAUUGCAUUAAACAAAUUAACAAAAAAUCAUAUAAUAAUAAACAAACAUUAAACUCAUUGACCUAUAUAUUAAACAAUGGCGUUAAACUACAAGUUGUCCGAAACCUCUAGGAAAACAACAGGAACUUCACUAAGAAAACAACUUCAUGUAAAAGAAAGAUUGUGUUGCAAAUGUGGUUUUAAAACCAGAUUUCGAUACUAUAUGGAUUCCCAUAGAGAUUUUGUACAUGGUAAUGGUCCCACCAGCAAAGGAGCUGGCAAUAUUAUAAAAGAUGAUGAAAACAUAGUUCUGCUUCAUUAUGUGCGCAAACUACAAUUAUAUAAAUAUUAUGAAUCUGUGGACACUAUUCAAAAAGAAUUAACUAAUAAAUUGAUGGAUGUGAUGAGAAUAUUUAAAAAAGAAGGCUGUAAUAGGGGAUCUGUAGAGUUAGAAAAAUUCUUCCUAAACAUGAGAUAUGACUCCAUGUGGAGAUUUAAAAGUUAUUACAUUCAAAAAAGCGCGGCGAGACCCACAAAAGAAGAUUAUAUACUUGCAAAUUUAUUUCCCAAGUUUUAUGAGAGUGUAGGUUUCGAUAUGAGUCAAUUGAUGGCCGAUGCUAAAACAUAUUCAACGGAAAUAGUGGAAUAUUUAGGCCCCGUCGAAGAUCAAGAACGCCCUUCUAUAUUGGAGGAUACAUCAUCCUUAUGUCAUUUAAACGACGUAGAGCCUCAACCAAAUUUAAAGAGACCUUGUUCCGAGGAAGACGAAGGACCAGCAAAUAAAAUCACCAAAGAAGUCCACGAAGACGAAGAUGUUCGGCAUAAAAGAAUGUUGGAUAUAACACGAGGAAGAAACAACUAUGAAGCUGCCACAUCCGAAUCUUCAACAAAUGAUAAUAAUUCUUCAACAGAUGAUAUAAAUAAUGCACUUAAAGCUAAACUUCUGGUUGCAGAAAAGCAGUUGAAAGAGAAAGCUGAUGAGCUUGAACGCAAAAAUUUAGAAAUAUCAUAUUUGAAAGAGCUUCACAAGAAUCAAAAUAAUUCUUCAACAGAUGAAAUAAAUACACUUAAAGCUAAACUUCUGGUUGCAGAAAAGCAGUUGAGGGAGAAAGAUCAUGAGCUUGAUCGUAAAAAUUUAGAAAUUUCGUAUUUGAAAGAGCUUCACGCGAAUGAAUUAGAAAUAGAAAAAAUUAAACUUUUAUUUUAUUAAAUUGAACUUUAGUAUU
This is a messenger RNA of Diabrotica virgifera virgifera (western corn rootworm), 1221 nucleotides long. RefSeq lists its product as uncharacterized. The record is from RefSeq and is a predicted model, not a curated record. The transcript has 4 exons. Lineage: Eukaryota; Metazoa; Arthropoda; Insecta; Coleoptera; Chrysomelidae. The coding region runs from base 93 to 1205 and encodes 370 amino acids.